AUGUACGUCCACAGGUCCCUGUCUGCCACGGAGAUGACAGCGGGAAUGCAAGAUCUUGCCACCAGGCCCAGUAGGAUAGCGUGGCAUCGUGCACUUGACGAUGACGAGGAGAUGAAGUUCGGAGUAUUACCCGCCUAUGCUGUUGCAACUUUGCUUCAGAUCACAACGGCACAAUUCAUCACAGCACCGAAGGAUCUGAUCACCACCACUGGUAACGGAUAUCCAGUACGAUAUAAGGAAGUGCCGAGCGGUAUCUGUGAGACUGUUGAAGGCGUGAAGAGCUACUCUGGCUAUAUUGAUGUCGCAGAGGACCAACAUCUCUUCUUCUGGUUCUUCGAGGCUCGGAAUGAGAACCCUAAGAAAGCACCGUUGACUCUAUGGCUCAAUGGCGGUCCUGGGGAUCCCUCAAUGGUCGGCUUGUUCUCAAGCAAUGGCCCCUGCUCCAUCGAUUAUGAUGGCAAUGUACAAUUCAACCAGUACUCGUGGUCCAACGUCUCCAACAUGCUGUACCUGGACCAGCCUACAACUACAGGACUCAGUUACUCAGAGCCAGUCAACGCAUACACAUCUGAGAAUGGCCACAUAAUAACCCUCCCCAAUGAUGUGUGCCCAGAGGCUGCGCCGGUGGACUCUUGCGGUACUCUGUCGUCCAGCAACGCCAGUCUGACGGCCAACUCCACAACCAAUGCCGCACCCAAUGUCUACAAGGCUCUACAAGGCUUCACUGGUGCUUUCCCGGACUAUGCUAGUAACGGCAUUCACAUCUCUACAGAAUCGUAUGGUGGACACUACGGUCCAGUGUUCGCAGACUACAUCGCAGAGCAAAAUGCAAAGAACCACACAGGCAACGCCCACAUGGAGCUCCGUGGACUGUCAGUCGGCGAUGGAUGGUUCGACCCAGUCAUCCAGUUCCAGGCAUACUACAACUUCACAGUAUCCCCUGGAAACACAUUCGACUUCAAACCCUUCAACGAAUCGAUGGAGAAGCAAAUGUACAACGCGCUCUACGGCGAGGGAAACUGUCUCGACCAACUUCUCGACUGCAACGCAGGUGGUAUCGACAGUGUCUGCUCGGCUGCAGACAAUCUCUGCUACGACGAUGUGCAGUAUCUCUACGAUGCCGUCACCGGACGGGAUGAGUACGACCUGAGAGAGCUCUCGCCUGAUCCUUUCCCGCCAACGAGCUUCGUGGCGUAUCUCAACAAACCAGAAGUUCAAGAAGCGAUUGGAGCGUUCACAAAUUUCAGCUACUCAACCACAAACCUAGGAAGUGGCACGGUCGCCACUGCCGACGACCAAGAAGCUCGUCGAGCAGGAGGGCAUCUACACAUCGUGCACUACGCUGGGGAUGCUGACUAUAACUGCAACUGGCUCGGCGGCGAAGCCGUCGCAACCUUCAUAAACGCCAACAACGACAACUCCACCCACGCCGGCUACGAAAACGUCACAACCCCCGACGGCAUAGUCCACGGCGUCGCCAAGCAAAGCGGGAAAUACAGCUUCGUGCGAAUUUACGAUGCAGGCCAUCAGGUGCCAUUCUACAAGCCGGCGGCGGCGCUCGCUGUGUUUGAGAGGAUGGUCAGGCAGGUUGAUAUUCCCACGGGCGAGGAGGGGAAUCUUGGGUAUGUGAGUGUUGGGCCGGAGAGAAGUAGGUAUCGGAAUGAUCCGGCUACUGUGCAAGAGGAGGUUUUGGAUGCGGGGUGUGGGUUUGUUGAGAAGACGAAUUUGCCGGUUCGUCCUGAGGAUGGGGCUGGGAGGAGGAGGGGAGGAGGAGGAGGAGGAGGAGAUAGGGAUGGUGUGGGUGGUGGAGGUAGUGAGGUUGAGGACCUGUUCUGCGACCUGUUCCUCGUGCCCUGA
Messenger RNA from Fulvia fulva, 1857 nucleotides. RefSeq names its product Carboxypeptidase S1 B. Bases 1 to 1857 code for a protein of 618 amino acids. NCBI's taxonomy places the organism in Eukaryota, Fungi, Ascomycota, Dothideomycetes, Mycosphaerellales, Mycosphaerellaceae. Gene Ontology annotation, molecular function: serine-type carboxypeptidase activity. Gene Ontology annotation, biological process: proteolysis. The record is from RefSeq and is a predicted model, not a curated record. The transcript is spliced from 3 exons. Gene Ontology annotation, cellular component: fungal-type vacuole.